This is a messenger RNA of Durio zibethinus, 2090 nucleotides long. NCBI's taxonomy places the organism in Eukaryota, Viridiplantae, Streptophyta, Magnoliopsida, Malvales, Malvaceae. The record is from RefSeq and is a predicted model, not a curated record.
GGAACCCAAUGAUUCCAAAACAGGUAAAAGACUUUUGACAACAUCUAUUGGUGAAUAGCACAACUCCAAUGGUUAUGCUUUCAACUAACCAUCUGUCACUCAUCAACUAACAUUCCUAUGUCCCAUGAAACAUGAAAUAAGCGCAAGGUAUUGACUGCUUGGUAACACACGCCCCUAUCUCUCAAUCAUCAAUGUCUGCUCCUUCAAAUUCCUCAAUCCUUAAGAGUCUCAAAAAGAUUAAAAUAAAGAGAGAGAGAGAGAUAGAAAGGGAAAACAACAAAAGGAAAACCCUUUUUUGUUAACUUUAUUUCUUCAUCUUUACUACUCCUCAGUUUCAUACCCUGCUUCAAAGUUUGAACCUUUUUUCCCUAACAUGGAACAUUCACCAGAACAUAGCCAACACGCACCUGCACCAUCUUCUUCUUCUUCUUUUAUAGUCACAAAUCUUCCAUCUUCUUCUUCAUCUAGCUCAGGAGUCUAUGAAGGAGAAGAGGAGGAAAAUAAUGGCCAUAGAAAUGAUGAAAACUUGCAGCACCACCACCAUCAACACCAAGAGCAGCAGCAACAUCAACAAUCUUCUGGGGUAUCUUAUCAUCUAAAUAUAUCGAUAUCCGCUGCGGCAAGAAUUGAUAUGAGGGAUGAUAUUUGGUCUUGUGUUAUUGUGCUUAUCACAUUUUGGAGUUUUGCAUCCAUGACUCUGAUUCUGGGUUAUUAUGGAUCUGUGACUUUACAAUUGGGUCCGAAUUGCUCACGCCUUAUGCAGCCUAACUCUGUCUUUGUUCAGUCUAUUCAGGUCGAAGAAUUGGAUAAGAGAAAACCUGGGUUAAUGUUGUAUGGAUUGGAAAGACCACCUCCCUCAGAUGUUGAAAUCUCCUGGAUUGAAACACAUGACGCAUUUGUACCAGCAAAUUUCCGUAAGUGGCUAUUCUUCUUAAACAAAGGGUCUAAAGUGAAUAUUUCAUACACCAUAAAAUCCGCCGGUUCCUCACCCUUAUCCCUUGUCAUUGCCCAAGGUAAAGAAAGCUUUCUUGAUUGGGUAGAGGAUCCAUCAUAUCCUACAACAUCUUUGUCAUGGAAUAUUAUAAAUGGAAGUGGUAAGAUCCAACAGGAAAUUCCGAAGUCUUCUAAUUAUUAUAUUGCUGUGGGAAAUUUGAACUCUGAGGAAGUGGAGAUACAGUUGAAGUUCUCAAUCAAUGCUCUCAUCUAUGACACAACUCAAGCGUAUUACAGAUGCUCCUUGGGCGACCAUUUGUGUACUUUAAAGCUUUAUCUUCUAGGAGAAGCUGCAGCUGUUCUCUCUUCACCUGGUCGAAGUGAGGAAACUCCGAAUAGUAUCUGGUAUGUUAAAGUAACUUAUGGACCUCGAUGGAUUACAUAUUUUGUUGGAUCAGGUGUGAUGACCAUCCUCAUAUUAUUAGCCUUAAGAUUCUGUAAAAUGUUCCAGACUAGAGAUGGACCAAGACUCAAUGCUGGAGAAAUGGAAUCAGAACGAGCCCCAUUACUUCCAGCAAAGGAUGAUGAUAUCUCAAGCUGGGGUUCUUCUUAUGAAUCUGUAUCCCAUGAUGAGGAGGAUCUGGAACAGUGGCUGGCAGUGACUUCUGUUCAAGGAAAGCCUUUGAACGAGGGGGAAAGCAACAAUCCUCGGCAUCUUUGUGUCAUUUGCUUUGAUGCACCAAGAGAUUGUUUCUUUCUUCCUUGUGGACAUUGUGCCACCUGUUUUACCUGUGGAACAAGGAUUGCAGAAGAUGCUGGUACUUGUCCAAUAUGUCGUAGGAAGAUGAAGAAAGUUCGGAAGGUAUUUACAGUUUAAGCCAUCCAUUUCAGUAAUGUUUUGCAAAGAUUUUACUCAUGGUGUAAAUUUAUAAUGCCCCACGGAUGAACAUGAAUGUUUUUUCCCUCUGACAGCGUGCAUUAUUUUCAGACAUGUACUGUAAUGUAGAAUAUAGGACCGUCUUAAAUUUGUUGCCAAGGUUUCAUAAAGGUUUGAUUGAAGGUUUUCCACAUUCUACAAGAUAAAGGUUCUCCAUUGGUAAUUGUCAAUAUCAUGUAAUCUUUUCUUUCUUUCCUCAGGCUUAAUCAAACAAUGUUCA